Molecule: messenger RNA, 2225 nt
Organism: Dicrocoelium dendriticum
Lineage: Eukaryota; Metazoa; Platyhelminthes; Trematoda; Plagiorchiida; Dicrocoeliidae
Source: the annotation of a GenBank genome assembly
CUCGAACAAGCCAAAAGCAAAGCGGACUAGUGUUAUUACGUAGUACGGCUGACUGGAUCAUAAAUGGUAGACUUUGUUAUUGGUUGUGAGUAAGUUCACUGGCUGUAACGCAACCUUCACACCCAAUCCAGUAUUUCCGUGUGUGCGUCUGCGCAUGCAUGCAUGUUUGUGAGCGAGUGAACUUGGGUAGGUGCGAACGGAAUCUGUGUACGAAUGCUUAACCCAUGAACAAUGUGGAACAGUAUGCAGAAGUAGGGUCUGCGUCACGGACCUAAUGAAGUCUUCUCCCAUGAAAAGCCACAGACACGUCACCUUCAGCAGCGCGGCUGCUUUGUCUCGGAAAUAUCUCCUCAUAUUCCUCGUGAUUUGCAGCGUGUCUGCAGUGCUCCUCCUGCAUUCGGCGAUCCGUCAAUCACGUGGAAGAUCUUCAGCUCCUAAACUGUUAGUUCCUAUCGUACACCAGGAGGAAAAGCAAUUUCCACUCGCUUUCAGCAUAAUGAUAUACACAGAUUUGGAUCGAGCAUUGCGACUCAUGCAGGUGAUUUACAGAGCACAUAAUUUCUAUUGUAUACAUGUGGACAGAGAAACGGACGACCGGUUUUACUCGACUCUCACGCUUCUCAUGCAGCGGCGAUACGGGAACAGCGUGUAUGUGGUUCCACGAAGGGAUAGCUUCAAAGUUCAAUGGGGGAGGCUGUCGGCGCUUGAUGCUGAUCUACUUUGUAGUCGUGUACUACUGGGGCUUUCCUCACGGUGGAAAUAUUGGAUCAACUUGACGGGUCAGGAGUUUCCGCUAAAAACCAAUUGGGAGAUGGUACGUGCUUUGAGUCUAAUAAAUGGGUCAAAUUUAAUCGGAGCGACAUUUGAACAUCGAAACCUGGAUCGUUUCCCUUUGCAGGUGAACUUUGACUUUCCGUUAAUAUGGUACAAAGGAAGCGCACAUAUCGCGGCUCGACGUGAAUUUGUACAGUUUGUGCACGAAAACAAGCGGGCGAUUCUCAUCCUUCAGGUAUUGAGAGAUUUUGAGCAGCAAGAGGGAAGGGGCGUCAUCGCGGAUGAGACAUACUUCCCCACCUUGAACCACAAUCCGGUGUCUUUACCGGUUCCAGGUGCUUUCCUGGGUGUGCACGAAUCAGACGUUUUCAAACCACCUAUCCGAGCCAAAGUGUGGUAUAACACCAAACUACCUUGUCGCAGUGGCAAAUGGAUCAGGGGUAUCUGCAUGCUAGGAUUGCGUGAUGUGGAUUGGCUGAAGGACAGACCCGAACUUUUCGCCAACAAGUUUAUACCGUCAGUCGAACCGGAAGGGUACACCGAACUGGAACGAUGGUUGAGAGAAAAGCUGUUAUACGAAUCCGCUCAUAACUGUUUGCAUCCUUCAUUCAACGCCACUCACUACCUUUCGCUGGAAUUGCGUUGGAAUCACUUAUGAAUAAUCAGCUCAUUAGCAAAUCGGAUACAACACCCUUGCCAGAGACUUGAAACAUGACAUCUUGUGCGUCAGGUUUCUGGCAGAACAUUCUGCCGUCCUAUCUUAUUCAAUGCAGAGUGUGAAUUGCCCAUGUGCACACAUAAUUGAUCUGAUGCGCCCUAUUUCGUGAUGAACAUUCCGCGUGAAUGUACCUUUCUGUACCGCCGUUAACGUUCACCAAAGGGACAAUCAAUCUGGCAAAUGCUUAGUAAUUACCGGAUAUGUUAUGGCUUCACUGUCUUAGAAACUUUUGACCCAAAGUACUCAGAUAUCUCGGGGUACGAACAGCUGUGAGAAAACCCCGCCAUUGAGGAACAAUGAAUACUCUCACAGUGCCACCCUGUAAUCAACGAACUUUUGGUUGACUCAAGCAGGAUAGUCGCCUUAACCCUAAGUGUAAAAAAUACCGUCCGCAUCGAAUCGAACUUCACCUGUACCUCCGCAAACGUGCGUACAAUUUGAAGCUAAUCAAUUCCACAUUCCUCUCGUUUUUAGUUCUCAAUGCUCUCAUGACUAUCAGGUAUGUUCCAUUAUUUUGGCAUCUUUUCUAUCACCCUGACCAAAUUGCCUUGCUUAUUUUUCCAACCAGCUUGCCUUUCUGCAUUUCUGUGAGGGAUUUCAUAGAGUGAAUAUGUAUGAUUUUGCAGAUAAUAUUGCAUUUCUCACAAAUGCCUAUUUUAGCGUUUGAAUUUGAAAAUCUCAUGUGCCGCUAUCCGCUCCAGUUCAUUUGUGAAUGAGAAAUGAUAAACCAAAC